AGCCGGCACCGGAUUCGGACCAGGACCCUCCUCCGCCGUCCUGACCAUCGCCAUGAAGCUCCUGGCCCUGACCGUGGUGUUCCUGACCGUCUGCAGCCUCGAAGGCCACGUGAUCCGCCGGGAUGCGGAGGAGGCCGAGGUUCAGGGCCUGUUUUCCCAGUAUUUCAAGGCUCUGACCGACUACAGCAAAGACCUGGUGGACAAGGUCCAGGCCCCCGAGUUGCAGGCCCAAGCCAAGGCCUACUUGGAAAAGACCCAGGAGCAGCUGACCCCACUGGCUAAGAAGGCAGGAUCGGACCUGAUGAACUUCCUCAGCAGCCUGGUGGAGUCCGGCAAGAAGGCGGUCGGCCCGUGAGGCCGCCGUCAGCCGGGAGGGUCGGGCGCCCCGUCCCCAACACCGUCCCACCUCUGUCCUCAGCCGGCCCGGUUUUCCAAAUAAACGCCGCAGAUUCUGAGAA
Tachyglossus aculeatus (Australian echidna) is the source of this 458-nucleotide messenger RNA. It is a transcript of the gene APOA2, whose product is annotated as apolipoprotein A2. Gene Ontology annotation, molecular function: lipid binding. Lineage: Eukaryota; Metazoa; Chordata; Mammalia; Monotremata; Tachyglossidae. Gene Ontology annotation, cellular component: extracellular region. The record is from RefSeq and is a predicted model, not a curated record. The transcript is spliced from 4 exons. The coding region runs from base 53 to 355 and encodes 100 amino acids. Gene Ontology annotation, biological process: lipid transport; lipoprotein metabolic process.